This is a messenger RNA of Phragmites australis (common reed), 694 nucleotides long. Its product is annotated as photosystem II reaction center W protein, chloroplastic-like. The coding region runs from base 101 to 511 and encodes 136 amino acids. Gene Ontology annotation, cellular component: photosystem II; chloroplast. The transcript is spliced from 2 exons. Lineage: Eukaryota; Viridiplantae; Streptophyta; Magnoliopsida; Poales; Poaceae. The record is from RefSeq and is a predicted model, not a curated record. Gene Ontology annotation, biological process: photosynthesis.
CUGAACGCCUGGAGAAUAACACCACCAAGAACCCCACUCUCCAUCGGUCACUUGUUGCAGCUAGACCCAGGCACCAGACCGUUAGCUUAACGAGUGAGCAAUGGCAACCGUCAGCGCCGCCGGAGCCGCCACCCUCGUCGCCCGCGCCGCAGUCGCCAGGCCGUCGCGGGCUCAAGGUUGCUGCACGGCUGCAGGGCUGCCUCGGCUGAGAGUGAGAGCCGAGAAGGUGCGGUGCGGCGCCUACUCAAAGCAGCAGGACGGCGACGGCAAGGCGCCAUCGGCUCCGGCCGGCGCGUCCCUGCUCGCCGCGGCGAGCGCGAUGACGGCGUCGCCGGCGCUGGCGCUGGUGGACGAGCGGAUGUCGACGGAGGGCACCGGGCUGAGCCUUGGGCUGAGCAACAACCUGCUGGGGUGGAUCCUGCUGGGUAUGUUCGGCCUCAUCUGGUCCCUCUACACCGUCUACACCUCCACCCUCGACGAGGACGAGGAGUCCGGCGGCCUCUCGCUGUGAUUAGGCAUGUGAACCUUUGGUUUCUAGCUGUUUUUCGAUCUGCCUGACCUGAUUUCGAUCUGUGUAUGUGAGCAUGGCGGUGUGUAAUCGGUGCAACUGGAGACAUAGUUGUCUGUAAUUGAGUUGUUGCAUCCGAGAUGUUGAUUAUUAGUUGUUUUAUGGGAGAAUUGUGAUUUGCACAAA